This is a messenger RNA of Ixodes scapularis (black-legged tick), 3354 nucleotides long. Its product is annotated as mevalonate kinase. Gene Ontology annotation, molecular function: mevalonate kinase activity; ATP binding. The record is from RefSeq and is a predicted model, not a curated record. NCBI's taxonomy places the organism in Eukaryota, Metazoa, Arthropoda, Arachnida, Ixodida, Ixodidae. The transcript has 9 exons. Gene Ontology annotation, cellular component: cytoplasm. Gene Ontology annotation, biological process: cholesterol biosynthetic process; isoprenoid biosynthetic process. Bases 48 to 1169 code for a protein of 373 amino acids.
GCGAAAUUCAACGUGUGGUCAAGGUUGCCGUGUUAUCGUCUGCUAGCAUGAACGGCACAAGCCUGUGCAAGGUAUCUGCUCCAGGAAAAACUAUCCUACACGGCGAGCAUGCUGUUGUCUACGGCAAGGCUGCAGUGGCGGCCAGCAUUGACCUGAGGACGUACGUCACAGCGAGUCCGGAAGAGUCCUGUGUGGUGCUCGAGCUCCUUGACUUGAAGUAUGUCGAGUCCUGGUCCACCGAACAAUUCACCCAACUUUCUGUGUCCGAGGAAGAUUGCAGGGACAAUGUUGUCCGCUCGGAGGCACUGGUGCCAAAGCUCGCUGACCUCUUCAAACUCAAAACGGGCUCGAAAGUGCCGACGGACCAAGCCAAGCUCGCCUUCCUCUUCCUCUACGUCGGCACCUCCUUGGCACACGGACGAGGGCGAUUCCUGCCCAUCAGGCUAUCAGUGACCUCCGAGCUUCCCGUGGGGGCGGGGCUGGGCUCCUCCGCGUCCUACGCGACGGCCGUUGCGGCGGCACUGCUGGCACAGCGAGGGGCAGUGCACCGACCCCUGUCCAGUUCGGACCGGGACCGCGUCUGCUCCUGGGCCUUCCAGGCCGAAUGCAUCCUGCACGGGCGGCCCUCGGGCAUCGAUAACGCCGUCUGCACCUACGGCGGAGCAGUCCUCUUCAAGGGGGGAAGAGUGGUGGAGACAUUGAAAAGCAUCCCAAGCUACAAAGUGGUGCUGAUCAACACGGAAGUGGCCAGGAAUACCAAGACCUUGGUGGCAUCUGUCAGGACUAGGCAUGAUCAGUACCCGGAUGUUGUGAAGCCUGUCCUGGAGUCCAUUGAGGCCAUUUCUGAGACUUGCUGGAAACUCCUCAAGCACCCGGAAUCUUCUACAGAAGUGCUCUUCAGACAGGCCACGGAGCUGGUACGCAUGAACCAGUGCCUGCUCAACUGCCUCGGAGUGGGCCACACCAGCCUGGACCAGGUGGCGGCGCUGGCUGCCAGCCAAGGUUUCUCGGCCAAGCUGACCGGUGCCGGAGGCGGCGGCUGUGCCCUGCUCGUCUACCACGUCGGGUCGGGGGACACGGGUGCCCCUGCCGUGCAGGACCUGCUUGCCGCGGAAGGUUUCCAGUGCUGGCGGGUAGAGCUGGGUUGCCCGGGAGUCACCCUGCACUGAUCCACCUCUCGACGCAGCUAGACUUUCUGUCCCCAUGAGAUUGGCUGAACUUCGCCUGCACAUGCUUCCAGUUUGUACACCUGGCAGUUGUGGGCAGAAGCGACUCAAGGAGCAUCUACAUUGUAGCGCCGCUUAGUCGAGGCAGCUAGGUCGGAGGCAUCGGGUAGAACAGCGCUUCCGACUAACUGCAAGUUUCCGCAUUCGCGCGGCGGUUGGCAGCCGGAGAGAUCGGCCACGUAAGAUGGCUGCCUCUACAGUUUGGCCUUGCAAUGCCUCCUUUCCUGCUCUCUUUUACAAGGUGACCGAAUGGAGGUACAAAUCGAAAAUACGGGUUGCCGUACCGUGGUCACAAAAUGUGCUCCUUACAGAUCUGAAUGCUGCCUCUUGAUGGUGGUUGUCACAUGAACAGCCUUGUAGUUGUAGGGGGUGUUUCAGUCUGCACUUCAAAUCGUGCAUUUGUAUAAUUCAAGUUCGCGGAAGCCAGGCAAAAAAUAUGAGCAGUCCCGAGUUCAGUCACAGCGAUAGCUGCGACACGUUACGGCGGAGUCGCUGGACAUCGGUGUCGCACUCGUGCACCGUGGGAUCUUGACGGCGAAUUCUCUUUGCCGCGUUCACACGAGCAUACACCUCACUGUUCUCUCCGCGAUGAACAGCAAGGCGUGUCAGCGCCGCCGCGAGCACGUCACAACAAGUGCGACCGUAGCAUAUGGCGACGCCAAGACGAAAGCGUCUGCUGCUUUGCCCCAUACUCUCGCCAAGCUUUGGCGCGUUUGCCACUUGGGGUGGCUAAGGGUCCUCUAACAACAAUAGCAAGUUUUAGGGAACCGUUUUUGCACAUCUGAUGCGGUACGAUGGGCCUUCCGGUACGAACUGCGCACGUGUUGCCACAGAAGACUCGCACAUCCGCAGCGCGCACCGGAUGUACAAAAACGGUUCCCUAAAACUCUCUAAUGUGAUGUGUGGGUCUCGUCUUCUAGGUAGCAUUAAAUAGACAGAUAUGACCGAACCCUUUUAAUCGGGGAACGGAUUGCGCCACCUAGCCGUAGUUAUUAAUUUCGGCAAUCAACUUUGAUUAAAUUGAGAAUUACAAAGAAUUUUCUAACGCGAUGCCACGGCAACAGUGGCCACCGCAUGAGACUCUCGCACACGUGUGUGCUCCACAAAUGUUGUACAUAAAGCGCGUCGUCAAAGGUGCGGCGUAGCCCUGUGGUAAAGCGCCCGCUUCACACGCAGCGGACUUCAAAUUAAAUCCCGAGGGCACUGCGGCGGCGGGCAAUCUUUUUCGUGCGCUUGUGUUAUUUUCUCUAGCAAUGUUCCUGGAGCACCCCCGGGUCGGGCGCCGAGGGUUUUGGAAGGAAGUAACUGAAUGCAGCCACAAACCCCAAUUAGCAUUAUUCCCAUCUACGUGUAUUCAAUGUGAGCUUUGCAAGUUUGCUUUUUAUGCAGUUUUUUAUGGUUCACUGAACCUCCAAGAACCGCCACAAAAGCGAGAUUUCCAUUCCUCUUUGGGAAUCAGAUUUUGUUCACUCGCUGACGAUCAUUUGGACCAUUCUGCAACCAUUCAGAAAUGACCGUCGGAAGUUUGCUGCAACACAGGCAGCCAGUUUAGGAUUUGUCCUGGCAAGCUGACCCUGCCUCAGUGUCUGGCAAUCCCUCACAAUCUCGCCACAUUUUACGGGUAGUUGUACGUGUGUCAUCAGUUAGAAGGGUCACAAAGAGCGCGAUACUACCUCCAACAUACCAUUCUGGGUCUCGAGUCUCUGUGUAUUUACAUCACAAUAUCAAAACAAAGUAGCCAAUAAAAUGUAACCAAUGGCUGGAAUUAAAUGUCUGUUUGCAUACCAUGCAGAUAGCAAGUCGUCUGCUUCUUGCACAGGGGUUGCGGUGACGUCAGGACGCCACCUGUGGGUAGACCUUAGUGCUACAUGCCUUCAGGUCUACCCACUAUUUUUUUUUUUUUCAAUCAGCCAAUAAGAGCUUGGCGUUCUGACAUCAUCGGCAACCCCUGUGCAAGAAGCAGACAAACUUGCGCUUUUCAUUCAGCUAAAUAUGACAAGGUACUGCUACAUUACAAGUACUUCCCAUUGGUUUUUGCAUUGUGAGAAACAUUUUUCGCUAAAGGCCCGUUCACACUCUUGCAACCGAGUAUGACCGAGAGAGACGAGAUCUGUUGAAACUUCUUAAA